AUGAUCUCGGUGGUUCUAACAGCCUCCCCCAGCCCGGCGCCCAGCACUCCUCUCCCCCGCCACACCCGGCUCCGCCCAGCUUCAGCCGGGUCCAGCCCACCCCCUCCCAGCGACUGGCCCCUUAAUACCCAGGCCCAGAUUAAGACUCCUCCAUCCCGCCCCCGCUCCUCGAGCCCCACCAGCAUGGGCAGCCUCGCGCACCGAGAAGAUCUUGGGGAGAAGAACUAAGGUGCGUAGUUCACCUGGGAGGUGCAAGCCAACAACGGGUCCUACAACAACCAGUUCAAGGAGAAGGUCUUCCUGUGCUGGCAGAGGAAGAAGUACAAGAGGAACGUCAUCCAUACGGCCGAGUACAACGUCUUCUCCUUCCUGCCCUUGAACCUGUAUGAGCAGUUCCACCGCAUGUCCAACCUCUACUUCUUUCUCAUCAUCAUCCUCCAGGGCGUCCCCGAGAUCUCCACGCUGCCCUGGUUCACUCUGUUUGCCCCGCUUGUCGGCUUCCUCACCAUCCGGGCCACCCGAGAGCUGGUGGAUGACAUUGGGCGACACAGGAGCGACAGGAACAUCAACAACAGGCCAUGCCAGAUCCUGAUGGGGAAGAGCUUCCUGUGGAGAAAGUGAAAGAAUCUGUGUGCAGGAGACGUAGCGUGUCUGCACAAAGACGGCGUCGUCCCGGCCGACUUGGUCUUGCUGGCCAGCACGGAGCCCAGCAGCUUGUGCUAUGUGGAGACGGCUGACAUCGACGGCGAGACCAACUUGAAGUUCAGGCAGGCCCCGACGGUCACCCACCACGAGCUGACCAGUAUACGGAAGAUGGCGUCCUUCCAAGGUGGGAGCUGGCAGAGCCAUCCACCCGCUCUGGGCCCUGUCUGCCCCCCGCCCCCGAGGGGUGGGAGCACAGGUUUUCCACUUGCUGGGGUGGAGGAUGGUAGUGGGGUGCAGUGGGGCGUGUUGGGUGGCUUCUGGCGUCCAGAUGGGCACAGCCAGUUCUCCUGCGUUGUCCCUUGUCUCGUUUAUGCCCAGACCGCUGGGAUUGGGAUAGCUUUUAAGAGACGGGCUUAUUCCAGGCCCAUAUCAAAUCCCUUAAAUCGAUGCAACAGUGGAGGCAUUUUCUGUUGUUAUUACGAAAUUUCUGCUUCCUGCGGCGGCUGCUGCUGGUGCACGGCCCGUUGGUCGUACAUGCGCAAGUUCCUGCGCUACUUUAUCUACAAGACGCUGGCCAGCAUGACGGUCCAGGUCUGGUUCGCUUUCUACAGUGGCUUCACUGCCCAGCCUCUGUAUGAAGGCUGGUUCCUGGCACUCUUCAACCUGCUGUAUACCACCCUCCCGGUUCUCUACAUCGGGCUCUUCGAGCAGGACGUGAGCGCCGAGCGGAGCCUGGAGUUGCCUGAGCUGUACCUGGCGGGCCAGAAGGAUGAGCUCUUCAACUACUGGGUCUUCCUCCAAGCCAUCGCCCCCUGCACGGCCAUGUCCCUGGUCAAUUUCUUCAUGACCCUGUGGAUCAGCCGCGACUCAGCUGGGCCUGUCAGCUUCAGUGACUACCAGGCUUUCGUGGUGAUCGUGGCCCUGUCAGGACUGCUGUCCAUCACCAUGGAGAUCGUCCUCAUCACUAAGUACUGGACCGUCCUGUCUGUGCUGGCCGUUUUCUUCAGCCUCUGCUGCUAUGCGGUCACGACCUGGCUCGCCCAGAGCAUCUGGCUCUUCAAAGUCUCCCCCAGGACCUUCCCAUUUCCGUACGCUGACCUCAGCGUGCUGUCCCAGCCCCCCGUCCUGCUGGUGAUCCUGCUGAACGUGUCACCGAACACCCUGCCCGUGCUGGCCCUCCGCAUCAUUUACCAAGCCCUCCAGAAGCCACGGCCCAAGGAGGAGGAGGAGGAGAAGACCACAAGUGAGGAGAUCAUCACCGUGGAGCCCAUACCCCAUGUCCUCCGGGAGGCACGGACCCGGCGCUCCAGCUAUGCCUUCUCCCACCGGGAGGGCUAUGCGGGCCUCAUCACGCAGGGCACAAUUCUGCGGAGGUCACCAGGGGUCAACAGCGACAUGCUGGUUGAUCACACGAGGCCACCUGGUGACCUGCCCUCGAGCAUGGAGGAGUCCCCCUGGUACCCCAGGAAGAUGUCGUUCCUGGGGAGGAACAUGCGCCAGCACCAAGGGCAGGUGUCCUCCGAGGAUGUUCAGCCUGCCUCUGAGGUGAGCUCAUCCUUGCCUGUGGAUGGACAGUCCCCUCUCUAUCAGGAGAGCCAGCACCCUCUCACCAAACACCGGCUGUCCGGGUCUCUGCAGGAGAAGUUGCCGAAGAGGCCGGAGAGGUCACUGUCAUAUGAGUCGUGGCCAUAUACUCCCGAGAGUCUGCCACCAACCAAGGAGACACCACUAUCAGCGGAGGAGAGCCAGAUGAUUUCUUCCGAGAGCCAGAUGCUGCCUUCAAGCCAGCUGUCUUUGAAGAGCCAGUCAGCACACUUGCAGGAGAAGACAUCCCUCUGGAAGAUCCAGAAACUGUCCUGGAAGAACUGGCCAUACACCCGGCAGAAGGAGCCCGGGCCCCCCAAGGAGGGGACGGUGCCAGUUUCCAACUCGAACCUGACUGCUCUGAUGGAAACUCCACCACCAACUGUGAGAGGAUCAUCCACCAGCAAGCAGCUGGUGGAGGUGGAGCCCUCACCUGUGGAGAAGCAGCCGUCACCCGUGGAGUGGCUGCCAGGGCCCAGCGAGGGUCAAACUCCACCUGAUCUGGCAGGGCUGCCGCCCUCACCUGAGGAACAGCAGUGACUGCCCAGGCUUAGUAAGUGUCACCUGGCAUCAUGAGGCCUUCCCCCAAAGACAGGGGCUCCACCUGCUCUUCUUUCUCUAAUAAGCUAUGGUCUGUCUGACCCCAG
Kogia breviceps (pygmy sperm whale) is the source of this 2876-nucleotide messenger RNA. The record is from RefSeq and is a predicted model, not a curated record. Lineage: Eukaryota; Metazoa; Chordata; Mammalia; Artiodactyla; Physeteridae.